AUGGGUGCUUUUCGAACUGGGAGAGCGAAAGCGCUCAUACUGGCGAUGCUCGCUCUGAUUCUAGUGUGCACUGUCUACUUGUACCGAUCCCCGAUUACCGCGUCAUCCGCCGUCCCCUUAGUCCCAAACACAGCAUUCGAGGUUCCCCUCACACAACGCCAGAAAGACUUCUGGAAAGUCCUGCGACCCAUAAUUGAACGCCACAAACCGAGUUGUCCUUCCCCGGAAAAGCGCGGCGAUGUCGCAGCUCUACACUUUGACCCCACCAAAGAACAGCCGCGACCCGACCUGACGGACAUGAGCGAGGAAGAUGUACACAAGAUGGAAGAAUCCCAUGCGGCCUUCAUCGAGGAUGUCAAGAAGUCGGAUAAGGAGUUGAAGCCGAUUCACACCCCAGGCAAGCGAGGCCUGGUAUCAACAGCUGGGUCUACGUACCUCCCGGUUUUUGUCUCAUCGCUGCGCAUGCUCCGCCGCGUGGGGUCAACGUUGCCGGUUGAACUCUACAUGAAGGAUGCCACCGAGCAUGAGAAACAGGUUUGCAACGAGGUGCUUCCCAAACUCGAUGCGCGGUGCCUGGUGCUGGCGGACGUGGUGGGUAAAAACAUCAUUGAACACUAUCAACUCAAGAUCUUCGCAGUUCUUUUCUCGUCCUUUGAAGAGAUUGUCUGGAUGGAUGCCGACUGCUUCCCUCUUGGCAAGCCUGAGGAACUACUGGAUUCGGAGCCAUUCAAAACCAACGGUCUUGUCACAUGGCCCGACUUCUGGGCUACCUCCGCAUCUCCGUUGUACUACAGAAUUUCACGACAACAAGUACCAUCUAUGGCUGCUAGACAGUCGUCGGAAACUGGGACAUUCCUAGUCUCUAAGAAAACACAUUCUCUUGCUCUCUUGCUGGCGGCGUAUUAUAACUUUUACGGCCCCUCGCAUUAUUUCCGCUUGUUAAGUCAAGGAGGGCCUGGCGAGGGAGACAAGGAAACCUUUAUCCAAGCUGCCUCCGCUGUAGGUGCACCUUUCUACACUGUCAGUGAGAGGGUGCAAGCCAUCGGACACGCCAAUGCGGAUGGGCUGUCUGGAUCAGCUAUGGCACAGUCAGAUCCACGCGAGGACUUUGCCUUGGUCCAGCAGGAUAAGUGGCGUGUAAAAGACGAGGCCAUUGCCCCCGCACCGCACAUUUUCUUCAUCCACGCAAACUAUCCCAAAUUCAACCCCGGUGACCGGAUCUUCGGCAUGGGAUGGGAAACAACACCUACCUUGAAGGAAGACGGCUCAGCUGGACGCGCCUGGAUGGCACCCCCAGAUACUAUCAAGCGAUUUGGCUACGAUGUCGAAAAGGCUUACUGGGAGGAGAUCAAAUGGGUGAGCUGCGAGCUCGAAACGGCGUUCAGAACGUGGGAGAACAAAGUGGACCUAUGCAAGACAGUCGAGGAAUACUGGGGCCAUGUCUUUACUAAUCCGCAUGACGAUGAUCCUAAGUUUACUUUAGAUAGUUAA
Messenger RNA from Penicillium verrucosum, 1491 nucleotides. RefSeq names its product alpha-mannosyltransferase. Gene Ontology annotation, molecular function: alpha-1,2-mannosyltransferase activity. The transcript has a single exon. The record is from RefSeq and is a predicted model, not a curated record. NCBI's taxonomy places the organism in Eukaryota, Fungi, Ascomycota, Eurotiomycetes, Eurotiales, Aspergillaceae. Gene Ontology annotation, cellular component: Golgi apparatus. The coding region runs from base 1 to 1491 and encodes 496 amino acids. Gene Ontology annotation, biological process: mannan biosynthetic process.